AUGUCUUCUAGUUCUAAACGCCCUGGUAGGAAGUAUGAAUCUGGGUAUGAAAAACGUACAAAGAAGAAAAAAGCUGAAAAUCUUAUUCAUUCUCUGAAGGGGUCUCUUGAUAACUUUGUUGUGAAAGAACCACAAGUUUCUUCCGAAAAUCAGAAUAUAGAGGCUGAUGUUGAUGAUAAUGUUGACAACAUUCAGGUUGAGAAUACUAAUCCUGAUGAGGCUAACCUUCAUGGAAAUGUCGUUGGCGCUAGUGUUAAUGAAAACAUGGAUAGUUCACCUGAUAAGAAUAACAUGGAUGCAUCUUCCGAUGGUAAUGCUUCUUUCCGGCCAGAUAUAUAUGAUCCAAGGAAUUGGGAUGCCCUUGACUCAAAAGCGAUUGACAUCUUGGUAGAAAAGGGUCCCAAAAGAGAUUUAACUAUAAAAAAAGGCCGGAAGGAUAAAAAUAAAAGAUGCUUUUCUUUGAUAUUUUACACAAGAGUUCUACUAAAUGGAGAGAAGUUUAGCAUUAGAAUUAGAGAGCACGAAACAAGUGCCGAACAUGUUCUGAAUAUGGUCACUUGGUAUGAUUUGCGACUACGGUUGCAAAAGCAUCAAACUAUUAAUUGUGUAGCGCAGCGACAACUUGAGAAAGAAAAGGACCAUUGGAGAAAGGUUCUAUUUAGAAUUCUUUUGAUGGUAAAAUUUCUUGCGAAACACAAUCUUGCAUUUCGUGGUACUAACUCGACAUUGUAUCAAGAUAAUAAUGGAAAUUUCUUAGGCUUGGUUGAAAUGCUAGCUGAGUUCGACCCAAUUAUUCAGGAGCAUGUUAGGCGCAUAACAAACAAUGGAACUCAUGUUCAUUACCUUGGUCAUGGGAUACAAAAUGAGUUAAUACAUUUGCUUGCUUCUGCAAUUAAGUCAGAGAUAAUUAAAAAAAUAAAAGAAGCAAAGUAUUUUUCCGUGAUACUUGAUUGUACCCCUGAUGCGAGCCACCAAGAACAAAUGUCUCUGAUAAUACGAUAUGUCAAUGCUUCUUCGACUUUUGUUUCCAUUGAGGAAUCAUUUUUAGGAUUUUUGGAUGGGAAUGAUACAACUGGGCAAGGGCUUUUUGAUGUUUUGCAGGAAGAACUACGGAAUCUUGACCUGGAUCUAGAUGAUGUGAGAGGACAGAGCUACGAUAAUGGUGCAAAUAUGAAAGGUAAGAAUAAUGGUGUUCAAAGGAAACUUUUGGAUAAAAAUCCUAGAGCUUUUUAUUCAGCAUGUGGUUGUCAUAGUCUUAAUUUGACACUUUGUGACAUGGCAAAAACUUGUGGUAAAGCAAAGGACUUUUUUGGAAUCAUACAACGCAUCUACACAACAUUUGCUAAUUCAACUAAAAAGUGGCAGAUCUUGAAAGAUAAUAUAGAUGAUACAACAGGAUUGACUCUCAGGUCGUUGUCAUCUACUCGCUGGGAGAGUCGAAUGGAUAGUGUUAAAGCUAUAAGAUUUCAGAUUUUGAACAUACGAGAAGCUUUACUGCAAGUAUCUGAUAUUGAUAAUGAUCAAAAAACUAGCAGUGAAGCUAAAUCUCUCGCGAAUAAUGAACUUGGUGAUUUUGAAUUUUUAGUAGCUAUUGUUAUUUGGUAUGAAAUACUGUAUGCCGUCAAUCUGGUCAGCAAGAACUUACAAUCAAAGGAUAUGCUUAUUGAUGUUGCUAUUGAGCAAGUGCAGGGGCUAAUUACCUUUUUUAAUGGGUAUAGAGACACUGGUUUUUGUAAUGCAUUGGAAACAACAAAAGAAAUUGCACUUGAAAUGGAGAUCGAUCCUACAUUUCGUCAAAAGCAUCAAAUUAAAAGAAAGAAACAAUUUGACGAAAACCCAGAUGAUGUGUUAAUUUCUUCACAACCUGCACAUGAAUCAUUUAGGAGAAAAUAUUUUAUUCCUGUUGUUGAUCAGGCUAUCAGUUCACUUACAACAAGAUUUGAGCAAUAUGAAUCAUUCCAAAAGAACUUUGGUUUCUUAUUUACUUCUUAUGCACUAAAAUCAUUGGAUGAGAAGAGCUUAAAAUCUUCUUGUAGUGUUCUUGAGGCUGCACUAAAGAGUGGGGCGAAAUCGGACAUUAAUGGUAGUGAAUUAUAUGUUGAGCUAAAUUUACUUAAAAGUUUCAUUCCAAAUGAUAAUAUGGGGCCGGUUGAUAUCUUGAAAUUUCUUAAACGGUUAGAUUGUUUCCCUAAUGCAACUAUUGCAUAUAGAAUUUUGUUAACUAUUCCAGUGACCGUCGCAUCAGCUGAGAGAAGUUUCUCCAAAUUGAAAUUAUUGAAGUCCUAUCUACGUUCAACAAUGACACAAGAAAGGCUCAGUGGGUUGGCUACUAUAGCAAUUGAAAAUGAUAUACUGGAGGGGGUUGCUUAUGAAGAUCUAAUUGAAGAUUUUGUAUCAAGAAAUGCUCAAAGGAUUGCACGCUUUGGCUAA
Triticum urartu is the source of this 2430-nucleotide messenger RNA. RefSeq lists its product as uncharacterized. Lineage: Eukaryota; Viridiplantae; Streptophyta; Magnoliopsida; Poales; Poaceae. Gene Ontology annotation, molecular function: protein dimerization activity. The record is from RefSeq and is a predicted model, not a curated record.